This is a messenger RNA of Struthio camelus australis, 20631 nucleotides long. It is a transcript of the gene PCLO, whose product is annotated as piccolo presynaptic cytomatrix protein. Gene Ontology annotation, molecular function: protein binding; structural constituent of presynaptic active zone; metal ion binding. Lineage: Eukaryota; Metazoa; Chordata; Aves; Struthioniformes; Struthionidae. The record is from RefSeq and is a predicted model, not a curated record. Gene Ontology annotation, biological process: protein localization to synapse; presynaptic active zone assembly. Gene Ontology annotation, cellular component: axon; GABA-ergic synapse; cytoskeleton of presynaptic active zone.
GCGGGCCCGCGGCCCCCUUGCAGCGCCUCGUCCCGGCCGGAGUGGAGGCGGACCUGAGCCAGCUGAGCGAGGAGGAGAGGAGGCAGAUCGCCGCUGUCAUGUCAAGGGCGCAGGGGCUGCCCAGGGGGAACCUCGCCGGCGCGGAGCCGCCUCCCAUGCAAAGACAUCCUGAUCCUGAUAUAAGCCACUAUCCCAGGCAACCAGGUAAGCCUCCAGAUCCGGGACCAUCUGGUUUAAGUAAAAGCAGAACAGUAGAUGUACUGAAGACAGAACAACGGGCACCUGGUCGGAGCCCUUCUUCUAUUAGUCUAAGGGAAUCAAAGUCCAGGACUGAUUUUAAAGAAGAUCAGAAGCCAAGUAUGAUGCCCAGUUUUCUCUCAGAAGCCAAUCCAUUGAGUGCAGUCACUUCAGUUGUGAACAAAUUCAAUCCUUUUGAUUUGAUAUCAGAUUCAGAUGCGGCCCAAGAAGAAGCCGGUAGGAAACAAAAAGUUGCUCAGAAAGAGCAGGGAAAACUUGAGGAGCAAAGGGGCCUUGCAAAACGUCCAACUCAACAACAACCUCCAAAGCCAGUUGUUCAGCAACAAGGAACUGUCAAACCUACUCUGCAGCAAACCGAGUCUUCCAAACCAGUGCCUCAGCAGCAGCAACCUGGGGAACCAAAGCAAAUUCAGAAAACAGGCCCUGGUCACCCAACAGAUUCUAAGGCAGAACAAACAAAACAGCCCCCCCAGCCACGAGGACCACAAAAAUCUCAGUCCCAACAAUCGGAACCAACAAAGCCUGCUCAGCAACAAGCUUCUGCAAAACCUCCACCAGGUGUAACAAAAUCAAUACCACAGCAACCAGAUAUUGCUAGAGUAUCAUCCCAAGCACCACUUCCCACAAAACCAUCAUCACAGCAGCCAGGACCUGUAAAACAACUGUCUCAACAGCCAGCACAGCAAGUAGGUCCUGCAAAGCCAUCCUCUCAGCAAACAGGGCCUCCCAAACAACCUCCCCAGCAACCUGGACCUGAAAAGCCAUCUGCUCCGCAAAUGGGACCUGCCAAACAACCAUCACAGCUUGGACCUGGCAAGCCACUUCUGCAGCAAACAGGGCCUGUAAAACAAGUGCCACUGCAGACAGGGCCUACAAAACCGUCUUCUCAGGCUGCGGGGGCUACAAAGCUCCCAGCACAGCAACUGGGACCUACAAAGCCACCAGGCCAGCAACCAGGGCCUGAAAAACCCUCGCAGCAAAAGCAAGCCACUGCAGCCCAACAUGCUGAAUCAGCCCCAAAGAAAACCUUCUGUCCUCUUUGCACUACCACUGAACUGCUGCUGCACGCUCCGGAAAAGGCCAAUUACAAUACGUGCACACAAUGUCAUACUAUAGUCUGCAGUCUGUGUGGAUUUAAUCCUAAUCCUCAUAUAACAGAGAUUAAAGAAUGGCUCUGUUUAAACUGCCAGAUGCAAAGAGCAUUAGGUGGUGACCUAGCACCUGUUCAGGGGCCUGGGCCACAGCCACUACCACCCAAACAGAAGACACCCAUUCCACCUUCAGCAGCUAAACCAUCCCCCCCGCUGCAGCCGGUUCAAAAGAAAGAUGCUUCUCCAAAACCUGAUCCUUCUCAGCCAGCAGAAUCUAAAAAGCCCCUACCACAGAAAAAGCAACCAUCCAUGUCUGGGUCUCCCCCUGUAAAAUCAAAACAACCCCGUGCUGAGCCUACUGAGAUCUCCCAGGAAAAGGAUCCUGCAAAGUCUGAUCAGGCUAAGCCAACAGAGGUUGAAGAUAAGCAAAAACAACCCAGUAUACAGAAGCCUGCGACUGAUACUGUGCCUACCUCUGCAGCACCAGGGCCGAAACAGGAUUCAGCAGGUUCCAGACCUCCAUCAGCUCAACAGAAAGUGGCAGACUCCCAAAAACCAGAACUUGCCAAGCCAUCACAAGAUGCUCAUCUGGCUGGGGAUAAACCAGUUUCCAAACCGCUACCGCAAGUGUCUCGACAAAAAUCGGAUCCCAAGCUUGUUUCUCAUCCUGGGCCUAGAUCAGAUGCUAAAACACAAAGACCUGUUGAGCCAACACAAAUGAAAGAGGAUUCUAAGAAAUUACAAACAAAACCAACUCCAAAGCCUGAUACCAAACCAGUUCCAAAAGGACCACAAGCAGGGGCAGGCCCCAAGCCUGUGCCAGCACAGCUGACACCUCAACCCCAACAGCCUCAGAAAACUCCAGAGCAACCAAGGCGUUUCAGCCUUAAUCUAGGAGGUAUCACCGAUGCCCCUAAGCCUCAGCCUACAACACCACAAGAAACAGUUACUGGGAAACUUUUUGGUUUUGGAGCUUCAAUCUUUAGCCAGGCCUCAAAUUUAAUUUCCACAGCAGGUCAGCCAGGGCCUCAGACAUCAGGUCCUCCUCCACCCAGCCCUGCUGUGAAGCAACCCCAACCCCCAUCACAGCUACCUGCCUCCCAGGCACCCCCCAAAGAGGCCAGUCAGACUCAGCCUCUUCCAAAAUCUCUUCCUGUAAAGAAAGAAGCCAAGCCUCUUAUGACAGAAAAAUCGGAGCCAACAAAAGUGGAUAGCGUUUUAACUACUAAGGGAUCUGAUUUAGAAAAGAAACCUAGUCUGGCUAAAGAUAGCAAGCCUCAGGCUGCUGAAGCUAAAAAACCUGCUGGGCUAUCAGAGCCGGAAAAGGCCAGCCAACCAGAAGUAUCUUGUCCCCUUUGUAAAACUGGACUAAAUAUUGGUUCUAAGGAUCCUCCUAACUUUAAUACAUGUACAGAAUGCAAGAAGGUAGUGUGCAAUCUCUGUGGAUUUAACCCGAUGCCCCACAUAGCUGAGGUACAGGAAUGGCUGUGCUUGAACUGCCAGACCCAAAGGGCAAUAUCAGGACAACUUGGGGAUAUGGGCAAGAUGCCACUUCCGAAACCAGUCCCUUCACAACCGGUAUCCAAACCACCUGUCCCUCCUCAAAAACAGCCUACACCUACUGUCUCACAUUCCCCUCAGAAGACUUCCACACCAUCCACUCAAACAGCAGAAAAAUCGAAAGAAGAACCAGGCAUUCAGAAGGAAGUUCCAAAACUUCAACAGGGAAGAUUGGAAAAAACAUCGUCACCUGAUAAAAUCCAACAAGGAAUCCAAAAAGAAGAUCCAAAGUUUAAGCAGGGCAAACUUGCCAAGAUACCCUCAGCUGAUAAACUCCAGCGUGUCUCUCAAAAGGAAGACCCAAGAUUGCAGCAGGCAAAACUGACAAAGACACCCUCAUCUGAUAAAAUUUUACAUGGAGUUCAGAAGGAAGAUGCAAAAUUUCAAGAGGCAAAACUGGCAAAGACAUCUUCAGCUGAUAAAAUUUUGCAUGGAGUUCAGAAGGAAGACAUAAAACUUCAAGAGGCAAAAUUGACAAAGAUACCCUCAGCUGACAAAAUUUUACAUGGUAUUCAGAAAGAAGACCCAAAACUUCAACAGAUGAAAAUGUCAAAGGCACUGUCAGAUGACAAAACCCAACCUGCGGUUCAAAAGGAAGAUGCACAACAGGUGAAAUUGUUAAAGGCAGUUUCAGCUGAUAAAAUCCAACGUGGAAUUCAGAAAGAAGAUCCAAGAUUUCAAGAUGAGAAAACAGCGAAGACUUCUUCAGCUGACAAAAUCCAGCAUGAAAUCCAGAAAGAAGAAUCAAAACUUCAGCAAGGAAAACUGUCAAAGACACUUUCAGGAGAUAAAAUUCCUACAACAGUAGGUUCAGAUCAAAAGAAACCCAUAAGCAAAUUGGAAGAAGAUAAAAAAUCUGUGCUCCUGGAAAAGAAAGCACCACAUCCAGAGGACCAAAAAGAGCACAUUACAGCCAAGUCUAAAGACCAAGUUGCUGAACAGAAAGCAGAAGUUAAAGCACCCCCUAAGGAACUGCAAGCUAAGAAACAAGAGGAUGAUAAGAAAGAGGAUAUGACAACUGGAAUUCCACAAAUGGUUUCAAAAACUGAAAAAGCUCAGAAAGAAGAAAUCGCUGCUCAAACAGCACCUUCGCCAAGAUCUGACCUUGUAGAAACAGUGAAAGAAAAAACGGAAAAGGAGGAUGAGAAAUCAGACACAUCAAGCUCUCAGCAACAGAAAAGUCCACAAGGUCUGAGUGACACCGGGUAUUCUUCCGAUGGGAUAUCAAGUUCACUUGGUGAAAUUCCAAGUCAUAUUCCCAGUGAUGAAAAGGAUUUAGUCAGAGAACCUAGUAAAAAAGACACUAUCCCACAAGAAAGUCCACCAAGCCCCUCAGAUCUAGCUAAGUUGGAAAGUACUGUCCUGUCUAUUUUGGAGGCUCAGGCAAGUACACUUGCUGAGGAAAAAUCUAUGAAAAACAAGGAACUUUAUGAAACAUAUGAUGAACAGACAAAGGAUCAAUAUAAAACAAAGCCUUUGCCAAUUACUCCGGAGUCUUGUAGUUCAGAUGAGGAAGACAUAGAAGGCAUUCAAGAUGAAGAACCUAUUGUAGAAGAUGGCAAAGAAAGUACUUCCUCACGGAAAGAAUACAAAGAAAAAGAUGGCGAUGACACAUCGUCCAGAAGACAACGCUAUGAUUCUGUGGAAGACAGCAGUGAGAGUGAAAACUCACCUGUCCCAAGGAGAAAAAGAAGAGCUAGCGUUGGUUCUUCAAGCAGUGAUGAGUACAAACGAGAUGACAGUCAGGGGUCAGGUGAUGAGGAAGACUUCAUUAGAAAACAGAUUAUAGAGAUGAGUGCUGAUGAAGAUGCCUCAGCUUCUGAAGAUGAUGAAUUUAUUAGGAGUCAGCUCAAAGAGAUCAGUGUUACUGAAAGCCAGAAGAAAGAAGAACUGAAAAGCAAAGCCAAAGGAACAGCUGGAAAACAUAGGAGAAUGACACGGAAAAGUAGUGCAAGCUAUGACGAGGAUGCAGGAAGACGACAUUCAUGGCAUGACGAUGAUGAUGAGACUUUUGAUGAAAGCCCAGAACCAAAAUACAGAGAAACUAAAAGUCAAGACAGUGAAGAACUUGCUAUAACUGGAGGAGGAGGCCUUCGGCGUUUCAAAACAAUAGAAUUAAAUAGUACAAUAACAAACAAAUAUUCUGAGACAUCUGAACAACAGAAGGGUAUUUUAUAUUUUGAUGAAGAGCCAGAGCUAGAGAUGGAGAGUCUUACAGAUUCACCAGAAGAUAGAUCUAGAGGAGAAGGAUCUUCUAGUUUACAUGCUUCUAGUUUCACACCAGGUACAUCUCCUACUUCAGUGUCGUCCCUCGAUGAAGAUAGUGACAGCAGUCCUAGUCACAAGAAACUGGGAGGAGAGAGCAAACAACAGCGCAAAGCCAGGCAUCGGUCACAUGGUCCUCUUCUUCCAACUAUUGAAGAUUCUUCAGAAGAAGAAGAGCUGCGGGAAGAGGAGGAGCUGCUAAAGGAGCAGGAGAAGCAACGUGAGUUAGAACAGCAACAGAGAAAAAGUUCUAGCAAAAAAUCUAAAAAAGACAAGGAUGAACUAAGAGCUCAGAGAAGAAGGGAACGUCCAAAGACUCCUCCAAGUAAUCUUUCUCCCAUUGAAGAUGCAUCUCCAACGGAAGAAUUACGACAAGCAGCAGAAAUGGAAGAACUACACAGGUCUUCCUGUUCUGAAUAUUCACCUAGUAUUGAAUCAGAUCCUGAAGGAUUUGAAAUCAGUCCAGAAAAAAUAAUAGAAGUGCAAAAAGUUUACAAAUUGCCUACUGCUGUCUCUUUAUACUCUCCAACAGAUGAACAAACUAUUGGAAUCUCAAAAGAAGAAAGUGGUCAAAAGACAUUAAAAAGUGCUGAAGAGGUGUAUGAGGAGAUGAUGCACAAGACCCACAAGUCCAAGCCAUUUCAAGUGGCAAAUGAAAAAGAUGAAGUAUUUGAAAAAGAAUCUUUGUAUGGUGGAAUGCUAAUAGAGGAUUAUAUUUAUGAAUCUUUAGUAGAGGAUACUUACAAUGGAACUAUUGAUACUAAUCUUGUAAUGAGACAGGAUGAGAGUAAUGAAUAUAUACAGCCGAGAGGAAAAGAGAAAAGAAUAAGAACUUCAGAUCAGAUUUAUGAAGAACCGCAGAAAAGUACUGAUCUACAGAAAGACUACUAUAGUAUAGAGCCUUUACAUUCAAUUGUGCCUCAAGAAGAUAUUGUUUCUAGUUCUUACAUAAUCCCAGAAAGUCAUGAAAUAGUUGUAUUAGACAAUGUGGUAACUUCAACCACUGAGGAAAAGCAGUUGUUAGAUGCGGAAGCUGCUUAUGAAGAGCUUAUGAAACGACAGAGAAUGCAGCUAACCCCCGGGUCCAGCCCAACUCAGCCAGCUUCAGGUUUCAUUCCUACAUCUGAUACAAAGGUAUCUACUGGUGGAGAAAUUGUGGAUAGUACAUCUUUAACGUCAAGUACUACUUCAGCAAUCUCAGAUGUGUCAUCUGCCAGUAGUGCAGCACUUUCUAUUCCAGAUGUUAAAAUAACACAGCAUUUUACAACAGAGGAAAUAGAAGAUGAAUACUUAACAGAUUAUGCCAGAGAAAUUCAAGAAAUAAUUUCUCAUGAAACAUCAAUGUUGACAUACUCUGAGGCAUCAGAAGUUGCUGCAUCAGUUUUACCUUCUGAUGCAGCUUCCUUAACAUCGUCUACAUCUUCAGUUUGUACUACAGAUAGCUCAUCACCUAUAGAUAGUGCAACCACAGGUUCUAUAGAUAUGGCAGAUGCUGUAAGUAAGCUAGCAGAUUCUGAAGAUGUCAGGAUGAUAACCCAAGUUCCCUUAACAUCUACAAAAGAGUAUUCUGAAGUGAGCAUACCUUACACCUCUGUUGCCAGAGCCACUAAAAAGCCAGCUGUAGCAUCAGAUACAAAGAGUGUGGAUCAAGCUGUAAUUUCUUUGCCUGAAACUGCACCUUUGGUAGCAACUACAGUUAUAAAACCCAAGCAAUAUGCAACUGAUGUCACUGCCUCUGGUACCUCCAAAGCAGAAAAGGAUGCAGCUAGAAAGAUUAAAAGUACAGUAGAGGCUGGCAUUAUCAAAAUUGAUCGUGAAGAUUCACGCAAAGAAUUGGGUCAUGAUAUGGCAAGGAUUAACUUGACUGGUGCUACAUCCGAGCAACCACCCGUAUGUAUAACAUCAGUUUCAGUUACAGAGCCUGCAUCAGCAACAUCUUCUGUACUUACUCCCAGUGUUGUAAGUCAGACCACCCUGAUCUCUGUGCCUUCCUCAGCUCCCGCUGUAACAUCCAAAGUAUUCUCACUUUUCAGAAGUUCUUCUUUGGAAUCUCCUGCACAGCCUUCUCCACCUCCACCUCCUCCUCCACCUCCACCUCCUCCCCCACCAUUGCCUCCACCUAUUUUACCUAAGCCAGCUAUUUAUCCCAAAAAGAAGCCACAGGUUAAGACUCCAGUGACAACAGCCCCCACAGUGGUACCUUCAGUCACAAGUGUUACAACAGUAGAACCCGCAGCUAUUUUAAAGAAUCAUGUGGUACCUGUCACAAAAACAUAUACCUCAACACCACCUCCUGUACCACCCAAGCCAUGCUCCAUUCCAGCAGGGCUUGUUUUCAGUCACAGGCCGACUGAAGUAACUAAACCUCCAAUUGCUCCUAAACCAGCAGUUCCUCCUCUCCCAAUAGCAGUUCAUAAGCCAGCAGAAACACAACCCAAACCAAUAGGUGUGUCAUUGACUUCAAGUAUGACUCUGAAUUUAGUCUCUUCAGCUGAAUGCAAAUUAACAUCCCCCACUUCCCCUUUGUCUCCACAUUCUAACAAGUCUUCACCAAGGUUGACGAAACCCUCACAGGAAACCUAUGUUGUCAUCACAUUGCCUUCUGAGCCUGGAACUCCCACAGAAACUAUAACUAGUCAGGCUGUUACCGGUUGGCCUUUAGAAGCACCUUCUAAAGAACAGAUUCCCCAACCUAUGCAACCAUUGUUUACUCCAUCUAUGAAAGCUAUGGAAAUUCACAGUAUGACGGAUGAGAGUAUGUAUAUUUCAGGUGCCCUGCCAACUGUUCCUGUCACAAUGCAAUCAACUUUUGAAAAAGUACCUAGUUCAAAAACAGAAGUAAUAACAACAGAGCUAACCAGGACCACAGUGUCUGUAGUUAAGGGCCACGUGCCCAGUGUUGGUUUAGGUAGUGUCUCUAUUACUAUACCUCCAGAGCCAGUACAUCUAGUAGAUCAACCCAGGUACAGAGAGAAUGGAAGAUUCCAUCCUUUCGGUGAUGUCAUUGAUCUUCGCACUUUAAGUAAGAUGGAUAUCGGAAUGCGAGACAGCUGUGUGGAUCUGUCUGCUGUUUCGAUGGAUGUGAGAAGGCAAAUGCCAGCAAGUGACACAUGUGGGCGGCCAGUGAGUACCGUCCAACCAGCUAUAAUAAAUCUCAGCACUGCAUGUGUUGCAGACCCUUCUCUCUCUGUAGUCACUGAAACAGUAACUGUAAUGACCUGCACUGCCACUGUAAGCUACUCUGCUAGUACAGAGAGCCUUGUGGAUCUGGGACAUGCUAUGACAACUCCACUGCAGCUAACAACAUCAAAACAUUUUGAGCCUGCAUACAGAGUAACAGGCAGCCAGGCUUUCUCCAUAGGUAAAGAUGAAGUGCCAAUAAAUUUAUCCUUAGGUUCUUCCACACAUGCAGUGACAUGGGCUACUACAAAGCCUGUUACGGUACCUCCUGUUGGUGUUACAAAUGGUUGGACUGAACUCUCCACUUCUCAGGAGCCAAUGGAGAGUGGAGCAGUUGACCUUAGCACUACAAAAUCCCACAGAACAGUGGUAACAAUGGAUGACACUACUUCAGGCGUCAUGACUACAGUUAUAGAAGAUGAUGAGAAGCCUGUUGAUCUGACUGCAGGAAGAAGAGCUGUUUGUUGUGAUAUGGUUUAUAAAUUGCCAUUUGGUAGGAGCUGUACAGCACAGCAACCUCCAGCUACGCUUCCUGAAGAUCGUUUUGGUUACAGAGAUGACCACUAUCAGUAUGAUCGUUCGGGGUCUUACGGUUACCGAGGAAUAGGAGGUAUGAAACCAUCUAUGUCUGACACAAAUUUAUCCGAAGCUGGACUAUUUGCAUACAAAAGCAAGAAUAGCUUUGAUUAUCGAGUUGGAGCAACUGACGCAGCAGUAGAUCUUACUUCUGGAAGAGUUACUACAGGUGAGGUUAUGGAUUACUCAAGCAAGACCACUGGUCCUUAUCCAGAGACUCGACAGGUGAUUUCUGGCGUCGGGAUCAGUACACCACAGUAUUCCCAAGCAAGAAUGGUAUCAUCUUUGGGUUCCCCUUACGGCGUUGGAAGUGUUUUAAGAUCAUCCAAUGGUGUUGUUUAUUCUUCAGUAGCGACUCCAGUCCCAUCCACGUUUGCCAUCACUACACAGCCUGGUUCUAUUUUCAGUACAACUGUCAGAGAUUUAUCUACUCUCCAAACAAUUGACUCAGUGCCCUCAUUAUCAACUUUGCAACAGAGUCAGCCACUCCCAAGGUCAUACAGUUUCUUGACAACAGUCGCAGCUGAAAAAGACAGUGCAAUUACUGCCAUGGAUAUUGAGACAGUGUUGCCACCUCUUAGUAUAGAAACGAUUACCACUGAGCCCGCCAACUUGAUACCUGCUUUAACUACAGCAUCUGAAGUUUAUACAAAUGUAAUUGAAGGUGAAGUUGCACUUCUUAUUGCCCCUGAAGAAGGCAAACAGCAGCAACUGGAUUUGGAGCGUGAACUUCUUGAGCUUGAGAAACUUAAGCAGCAGCGCUUUGCUGAAGAGCUGGAGUGGGAACGUCAGGAAAUUCAGAGGUUUAGGGAACAAGAAAAGUUUAUGGUACAAAAAAAGCUUGAGGAGUUGCAGUCCAUGAAACACCAUCUCUUGUUUCAGCAAGAAGAGGAGCGGCAAGCUCAGUUAAUGAUGAGGCAAGAAACAUUAGCCCAGCAGCAACUGCAGCUUGAACAAUUUCAACAGCUUCAGCAACAGCUCCACCAACAGUUAGAGGAGCAAAAAAUUCGUCAAAUGUAUCAGUAUGGCUAUGACCCUUCAGGACCUGGCUCUCCACAAACUACCACAGAUCAAGCACUUCUGGAAGGACAGUAUGCAACAACAGAAAAUGGCCAGUUUUGGCCUACUGAUGAUGCAACCACUACAUCUUCAGCAGUGCUGGGUAUUGAAAUUCCACAAAGCCAAGCAUGGUAUACAGUGCAGUCUGAUGGUGUUACCCAAUACAUACCUAGGCCUGGUAUCCUAAGCUCCGUUUCAGAAAUGUCACUUAAAGAUAUUGAUGUCAGAGAGGAGAAGCACCUGAAAAAGAGAAGUUCUAUGCCAAAAUUACGUGGUCAAUAUGAGGAGCUUGAGGAGACUCUAGAGGAAGAGCCCAGGUGCUUCAAAAAGAUAGUAGACAGUGGAGUGCAAACUGAUGAUGAAGAUGGGGCAGACAGAGGUUACACAAAUAGGAGACGGAGAACUAAGAAGAGUGUUGAUACAAGUGUUCAGACAGAUGAUGAAGAUCAAGAUGAAUGGGAUCUUUCUAGCAGAUCCCGAAGAAAGCCUCGCGUAGGGAAAUACAGUGAGAGUACGGCUGAGGUAGACAAAACUAAACAAUUCUCCAAAGUAUCUAGCAUUGCAGUUCAGACAGUGGCAGAGAUUUCUGUACAAACAGAACCAGUAGGGACAAUAAAAACACCUUCAGUCAGGGCUCGGUUGGAUGCAAAGGUUGAAAUCAUAAAGCACAUUUCAGCUCCAGAAAAGACAUACAAAGGAGAAAGUUUGGGAUGUCAAACAGAGACAGAGUCAGACACACAAAGUCCCCAAUAUCUGUCAGCUUCAUCUCCUCAGAAAGAUAAAAAACGCCCAACACCAUUAGAAAUAGGAUACUCAUCCCACCUUCGCCCAGACUCCGCAUUGCAGGUAGUCCCUUCCCCUCCCAAAUCUCCCAAAGUUCUCUAUUCACCCAUUUCACCCGUUUCACCAAGCAAAGUAAUAGAGUCAGCAUUUGUACCCUAUGAAAAACCCAUCACUGAUGACAUCAGCCCUCAGAAGAUGCUGCAUGCUGACAUUACCAAGGUUCCUCCAUCAAGCCCAAAGGCAGCAAAGAUGAUGCAACGCUCUUUGUCUGAUCCUAAGCCCCUGAGUCCCACAGCAGAAGACAGUUCCAGAGCUCAGUUUCAGUACACUGAGGGUUUCAUGACAAAAAGUUCUUCAAGCAUAACUCCGUCAGGCACUCAGAAGAAGGUGAAGAGGACUCUGCCCAACCCACCUCCAGAGGAAGCAACAGCAGGAACUCAGUCGCCCUAUACCUCUGUGGGGUCAGUUUCACGCAGAAGGAUUUGUCGGACCAACACUAUGGCCAGAGCCAAAAUUCUUCAAGAUAUAGACAGGGAACUGGAUUUGGUCGAACGGGAAUCAGCCAAGCUUAGGAAGAAGCAAGCAGAGCUAGAUGAGGAGGAAAAAGAAAUAGAUGCCAAACUGAGAUACUUGGAAAUGGGCAUCAAUAGGAGGAAAGAAGCCUUAUUAAAAGAAAGAGAAAAGAGAGAGCGUGCCUAUCUCCAAGGGGUAGCAGAAGAACGUGACUAUAUGUCAGACAGUGAAGUUAAUAAUGCCAGAUCAACCAGAAUAGAAACUCAGCAUGGUUUGGAAAGACCACGUACUGCACCCCAAACAGAAUUUAAUCAAUUUAUGCCACCACAAACCCAGCCAGAAACACAGUUUGCCCCUGCUACAAGUCCAUAUACUCAGUAUCAGUAUUCAUCUCCUGCCCUGCCUACUCAAGCACCAACUCAGUUUACACAACAAUCCCAUUACCAACAACAACAGCCUUUAUAUCACCAGCAGGUUUCACCUUAUCAAACUCAGACAGCUUUCCAAACAGGAGCUACUAUGUCGUUUACUCCACAGGCUCAACCUCCACCAACUCAACAGCCAUCAUAUCAACUCCCAUCACAGAUGAUGGUGAUACAGCCAAAGCCAAGGCAAACUACGUUAUAUUUGGAGCCUAAGAUAACCACAAACUAUGAUGUGAUUCGAAAUCAGCCUCUCAUGAUAGCUCCAGUUUCAACUGACAAUAAUUAUGCAGUUUCCCAGCUGGGCAGUAAAUACACUACCUUGGACUUACGGAUGGGACUAGAUGAAAGAAACAGCAUGGCAAGCAGUCCAAUAUCAAGCAUAUCUGCAGAUUCAUUCUAUGCAGAUAUAGACCACCACCAUACACCACGAAAUUAUGUACUGAUUGAUGAUAUAGGAGAACUUACUAAAGGAACAGGAGCGCUCGGUUCCACUUUUAGUCUCCAUGAAAAAGAUCUGACCAAAACAGAUCGACUGCUUCGCACGACAGAGGCCAGGAGAGCACAAGAAGUGUCAGACUUCCUAGCACCACUGCAGACUUCUUCUAGAUUACAUUCCUAUGUUAAAGCUGAUGAAGACCCAAUGGAGGACCCUUAUGAGCUCAAACUUCUCAAACAUCAGAUAAAGCAAGAGUUUCGUAGAGGUGCAGAAAGUCUUGAUCACCUUGCUGGCCUGUCACAGUAUUACCAUGCAGAUAGCAGCUACAGGCAUUUUCCCAAAUCUGAGAAAUAUAGCAUAGGUAGGCUUACCCUAGAGAAACAGGCUGCUAAGCAGCUCCCAGCAGCCCUCCUUUACCAGAAGCAGUCAAAGCACAAGAAAGCUUUGAUAGACCCCAAACUAACUAAGUUUUCACCUAUCCAAGAAAGCAGAGACCUUGAGCCUGAUUAUUCAAGCUAUAUGACUUCUAGCACUUCAUCACUUGGUGGAAUUACUACUAGGGCAAGGCUUCUUCAGGAUGAUAUCACUUUUGGCCUUAGAAAAAAUAUCACCGACCAACAGAAAUACAUGGGGCCAACACUGACUUCAUCCAUUGGAGCAAGCCUUGGGACUGCCCUGGGUCCAACAAUGAGAUCCACAUUGCAAGAUGAAGCUGAUAAGUCUUAUAGCAGUGGUAGUAGAUCUAGGCCCUCAUCCAGACCAUCCUCAGUUUAUGGACUUGAUUUAUCAUUAAAAAGGGAUUCUUCCAGCUCUUCUUUAAGACUGAAAGCCCAAGAAGCUGAACCCUUAGAUGUUUCCUUUAGUCAUGCAGCACCUUCUGGAAGAACUAAACCUACCAGUCUACCUAUUAGCCAAAGCAGGGGAAGGAUCCCGAUAGUAGCACAGAACUCGGAGGAAGAGAGCCCACUAAGUCCCGUUGGUCAGCCAAUGGGAAUGGCAAGAGCAGCGGCUGGACCCUUGCCACCAAUAUCUGCAGAUACCAGGGACCAGUUUGGAUCAAGCCAUUCAUUACCAGAGGUCCAGCAACAUAUGAGGGAAGAGUCACGGACUCGAGGCUAUGAUCGAGAUAUAGCCUUCAUCAUGGAUGACUUCCAGCAUGCCAUGUCAGACAGUGAAGCGUAUCACCUCCGUCGUGAAGAAACAGAUUGGUUUGACAAGCCCAGGGAUUCUCGUUUGGAGAAUGGACACGGCCUCGACAGAAAGCUGCCAGAGAAGUUAUCCCACUCUCGGCCGCCAAGUCAACACCAAGACCAAAUAAAUGGGAAGCCUCUGCAGUACAUUUUUCCUCAUGCAAGGCUGAAACUACUGAGAGAUCCAAAGGAUCACACAGUUUCAGGCAACGGACUGGGAAUCCGAGUUGUAGGUGGGAAAGAAAUCCCAGGAAGUAGUGGGGAAAUUGGAGCUUACAUUGCCAAGAUCUUGCCUGGGGGAAAUGCAGAGCAGACGGGAAAACUGAUAGAAGGAAUGCAGGUGCUGGAAUGGAAUAGCAUCCCGUUGACUGGAAAAACUUAUGAAGAAGUCCAAAGUAUUAUUCAACAGAGUGGGGAAGCAGAAAUAUGUGUAAGACUGGAUCUCAACAUGCUUUCAGAUUCUGAGAAUCCCCAGCACCUGGAAUUGCAUGACCCAGUAAAGGCAGUAGAUAAAGCGAAGUCCCCAGGGGUUGAUCCUAAGCAGCUGGCUGCAGAGCUCCAAAAGGUUUCUCUACAGCAGGCCCCUUUGGUUGCUUCCUCAGGAGUGGAAAAGGGAUCUCAUGUUCACUCUGGAACCACUUCAGCCGCCUCCAGUGCUGUUCCUAGUCCUGGUCAGCCUGGCUCUCCCUCGGUGAGCAAAAAGCGACAUAGCAGUAAGCCCACUGAAGCUAUAAAGUCUGCUUCCCAUCCAAUCACUGGAGAAAUUCAGCUUCAAAUCACCUAUGACAAACACCUUGGCAAUCUUAUCAUCCACAUCCUUCAGGCAAGAAACCUUGCUCCCAGAGACAACAAUGGCUAUUCUGACCCUUUUGUUAAAGUUUAUCUUCUGCCAGGGAGAGGACAAGUCAUGGUUGUCCAAAAUGCAAGUGCUGAGUACAAGCGGAGGACUAAAUACGUGCAGAAGAGCUUGAAUCCCGAGUGGAAUCAGACAGUCAUUUAUAAAAAUAUCUCCAUGGAGCAGCUGAAAAAGAAAACACUGGAGGUGACCGUCUGGGAUUAUGAUAGAUUCUCCUCGAAUGACUUUCUGGGUGAAGUAUUGAUUGAGUUAUCCAGCAUCCAGCUUGACAACACUCCUCGGUGGUACCCUCUGAAAGAGCAGAGUGAAAAUAUUGAUCAUGGGAAAACUCACUCUGGACAGAGUAGCCAGCAGUCUCCAAAACCAUCAGUCAUCAAGAGUAGAAGUCAUGGAAUCUUCCCGGAUCCAGCCAAGGACAUGCAGGUACCCACCAUAGAGAAAUCCCACAGCAGUCCAGGGAGCUCCAAAUCUUCCUCUGAAGGACAUCUACGCUCUCACGGGCCGUCCCGCAGCCAAAGCAAAACCAGUGUCACUCAAACCCACCUUGAAGACGCUGGGGCAGCCAUCGCCGCUGCUGAAGCAGCUGUCCAACAGCUUCGCCUUCAACCAACAGCACAUAAAAGCGGUCAGUCUAAUCAUGCCAGGAAGCAGCACAGACACAGCAUAGCAGGAGUCCUCCCUAUUCAAAGAACUCAGUCUGACAAUCUGCCUCCACCAGCCAAUGACAACAAAGACCAAAGCCAACUAGCCCUCAGGAAAGUGAUGUCUGAUGGACCAGUCAAGCCUGAAGGAGCAAGGUCUACUAAUCACCGACCCGCAGAAAGCUCUGUCUCAACUGGCUCGUCAGCCAGUAGUUUUGGCAGUGGAUACAGCAUGGAUAGUGAAGGCAGCAGCAGUACCGCAGGAGAGAAUAAUCUAUUUCCCAUCCCAAGAAUUGGGAAGAUGAGCCAGAAUGGACAAGAACCGAUAAAGCAGUCAGGAGUGGGAUUAACCGAUGCAGAAGGUAAAACACAGGUUAUGGGCGAAAUCAAGAUUGCAUUAAAGAAGGAAAUGAAGACAGAUGGAGAACAGCUGAUAGUAGAAAUCCUUCAGUGCAGAAAUAUUACAUACAAAUUUAAAUCUCCAGACCAUCUCCCAGACCUGUACGUGAAGCUCUAUGUUGUCAAUAUCUCUACCCAAAAGAGAGUAAUUAAGAAGAAAACCAGGGUAUGCAGGCAUGACCGAGAGCCUUCAUUCAACGAAACAUUUAGAUUUAGCUUGAGUCCUGCUGGGCAUUCUCUUCAGAUUCUGCUUGUCUCCAACGGAGGGAAGUUUAUGAAAAAGACACUGAUUGGGGAAGCUUAUAUCUGGCUUGACAAAGUGGAUCUAAGGAAAAGAAUAGUAAACUGGCACAAACUGUUGGUCAGCUCCACACAAACACAUUGAGCGGAGCGGUCUGCUUAGGGCACAAAACCUGCAGAGUCUGCUAUAAACAGCAUCACUCCAAGACUAUAGUUUGAUAUCAUUGUGUUUAGCUAGUCUUUCGAAUACAAAGUAGAAAAGAGCAGUCUCUGGGCUACAUAGCACACUUAAAUGAGGGCUAGUACACUUGUUUUGCUGCAAAAAGCAAAGUAAAAGAAAAACUGGGCCCAGAACUUAAAGUGAGGCUGUUUGAAAUGAAGACUGAUAUGAGGGCUCUGUCUUGGUGGACUCUGUCAAGAGAGUAACUGUGAAAGAAAUGAUGAAGGCUGGAAGGCAGGUAUUAAUGCAGAGUUCAGCUGCAGCUGGAAGUAGUGCGAUGGAAAGAGCAGUCUGGUUUUCUGUGCAACCAGAAGCAGAUCAUUUUAUGCAAAAGCGCCUAGGGUGACUGACUUUCCAAAUCUCACUUAUCAAAAGUGUAAAGCUUGUUCCUCUGCACCUUAGGAUCUCUGAUAAUUUGCUGUAGUGAGAUUAUGCCACAUGACACAAAACUGCAAGCGGGUUGCAGAAGUGGUAAUGUUAUCUUACAUUAUUUUUUCCUUCUUUUUCGUUUAAAAAAGAUAUGCUAUGGAGAACCAGAUGUGAAUUGUUUCAUUUGUUUCUGUGUGUUUACGGUGGCUAUAAAUCACUGUCCUAGAAUGUAAUGGACAAAACCAUAUUAAUGGUCUAUAAUUCGGGGUGUGGUUUUAAUGAGAAAGGACAGGAUGUAAAUUGCACUAAAUAAGGAAGAAAAAAAAAACACUCUUUUUGAUGUCAGUGACAUUGUAAUUCAACCUACCCUCUGAAUCAGCAGUUUAAAAAAGCUUGGAAUUGAAGGGAUUUAAGCACUGGGACUAAUACAACUAUUUCAGCUAGUCCUUUUACUUUUCAGUGAUCCUGAAACUGUAUAAAGACAAUAAAUUCUAGACUAUAUGAUAGGUACUGCAGAGCAGUAGAUCCACGGCGCUGGCACUACCCUGCUCUGCACAGGGCCGUGCAUCAACAUCAGCGACACGCUUGAAGUCUAACUGGAAGGAGUAACAAGACGGUUACUGUGCGCAGGUUGUUGCAUUAGAGAGAGUUAAGAAAAUCCUCUUACUCUCUCAGAUGAAUGUCUGGGUAUGAUCCACUCAACACCGUGGCUUCUCAGUUACGGGAGAAGUAAUUAGGAAAGUAACUUGCAACACUUAAGACUGUGUCGGCACUUCCACAAUAAAAGUCACAUUUUCCGGGGUUUGUAACUGUGCAAUUAGCUCGCUUUGGUCAGAAACUAAUGCGUGGGGUGUUUCUGGCUAGGUGUUGCAUUUUUCUCACUGCUUUUGAAGAAGAAGGAAGAGCUUCUUCUUCCAUUCCUAAAAGUGUAGAAGAUCUAAACCAAAAAAAAAAAAAAAAAGAAUCAAUAUGGUACUAACUCCCUUGUUACUCAGAAGUCACUUAAUAUUUCACAGCUUCAGCAAAAAGUGUUUUCCCUUGAAAUAUUACCUCAAGACCUUUGCAUACUUUGCAUACUAAAAAAAGAAAAUAACCAAACUUCCACAAUUCAGACAUUUAUUUGCCUUGCCCAAUAAGGACUUUCACAAAUUGUUUAAUAAACUUGUCUUACGUUUUCUGAAUUUAUUCACAUGUAGCACACUUCCACAUGAUGUGCAAGACCAACUGAAAACAUUCUUUUGGAAAUUAAUAGUUUCUUAAAAAAAAGAAAACAAAUAAGACUUAUGCAGAAGCUGGACUGACUGCCAAAAAGCUACAUCAUUUAAACUGGUGACACUUCCCUCAUUCAAUUUUUCAUUUAUUUUUACAGCCUUAAAAUAACAGGAUGGAAAAAGAAUAUGAGAAAAAAACACACAGAAAACUUUAAUGAUACACACACCACAGAAACUCACAUUAAGUUGUUGAUAACCUGAUGGUAUCCUGCUUAACUUCAAGCAGAGAAAUCUUACCAAAAUCCUAUUAGCUAUCUUAAAACCACAACAUCACUGGCAGUGGGAGUAGGAUGUGUGCUUUAGUGUUCAAUAUUAUGCUUUUACCAGUAUAUGUAAACCCUACCUCUCAUGUAUUUUUAAAAAAGUCCUCUGGAGUUAUUGUAAACAUCUUAUAUGUUUUGAUGUUGUGUAUGUUCUUAUGAGAGCAUAAAUACUUCAAGGAAAAAAUCCCCAACCAAACCAAAAAAAUCCUAUGUGGAUGUAUUUGACAUAUGUGUUUCUCUUUCGGUGGGUUAUUUUACAUUUCUGAUGGCUAUAGCGUAUUCUUUUUUGGAAAAAAAAAAAAAAGAAAAAAGAAAAAAGAAAAAAAAAGUCCAGUUUCAAUUACUGUUUGAAGUACAAGCCAUGAGGUGUGCAAUUUUGUGCAAACUGCUGGUAAUUUUGUUCUUGCUAAGAUUUAUUACGAAGACAGCAAGUCAUGCUGGUAGUUGCUAUGGAGAUUUUCAGCAGGAACGAGCACUAACUGGCUGCCUUACUGGGAAGCCUAUAAUCAUCACUCGGAAUUGAGAACGCGGACAGGCAUGCUUUGCUCUCACACACGUACAAAUGUGGCCAAUAUUUUUGUAAAAUAGUUCUGUUAUUUGGUACAGCUGAGGCUGUACGGAACAGCCGCCUUUGCCUGGUAAGCGACUGUCAGCAACUGGCUUCAUUCAAGCAUCUUUGAUUCUCUGAACAGCACACAACAUGUUUCUGUGGGUUGUAAAGGCAGUUUUGGAAGCCCAUCAUGAAAUGCAAAGAGUAGAGGUUGUCAGGAACGAGGAACUGCCUCGGCCAACCGCAGCAAGGAGGGGACUCCUUUGGUGUCAUCGUUCUCCGCUGCGCAGGACGAGCUAGUGACAGACCGGGGCCCGUGCACCCUCUUUUUUCUGAGGCGGCAUCCAUUCAGAGGUCCGAGGAUGCUCCCAAAGUGUGCCAAGUUCCUUUUUUUGACCAAAUUUCUAGGUUGUACUGGAAUCACUCUAUGCAACACAGGUUCAUGUUUGAAUGCAUUUUUUUUUCUUUUUUUCUCGUUUUAUGAAUGAAGUCAGGAAAAACUCUCUUGUGACAAAGUUUUUUAAAAAAUAUUCAAACAAGGACUAUUAGUAUUUUUUUACUUUUUUGUAUAUAUCUCAGUAUAUUUUUUUCACUUUUUUCUCAUUAUUUGUUUUUCAUUUAUCCGGCCAAAAGUGCUUAGAUGUGGCAACAGCUUUUAUCAUUUCUGAAUGAUUAUUAAUGAGUUCACACAUUUCUAAAUUGCUUUGCAUUUCUAAAUUGCAUAUUGCAGGAAGGCAAUAUCAGAGGCAUUUUAACUUUUUUUAUUCAUAAAUCUGCUGAGUCAACAGAGAUUGAAGCUGCUUCUUUGUUCAAGGCCUUGUAUAGUGGAAACAAGCUGAAAAAUGAGCAAAAGCACAGUGUGUGUGUUUACAAAUGACAGGGAUUUCUAAUGUUAUCAUUAUUAUUAUGCAUAUGAUGAGCAGCAAACAGCCACUUUUUUUUUCCAGAUUAAAACUAGACAUGAGAGUUUCUAUGAUGAAUGUUGAGCUAGUUCUUUAUCAUUACGCUUUAAAGGGAUAGUAUCCAGGGGCAAUGAGUGCUGCUUCGUUAUCAUCACCCACAUUUUUACAUUACAUGAAUCCCAUGUGGAAAAAAAACAAAAACCCAACCCAAACCAGCUCAAGUCAAUAACAACCAUUCUGUUGGCUUAAACCGGCUUUAGAUCAAGACUUGGAAAAUAUUUGCGUUACGUUUCUGGAUGCUGGGUGUUUGCAUGGUUAGGCUGUGGGAUAUGGUAGCUGGUAACCAGCUGAUACUGAUUCUUACUUUGAGGAUGAUGUUGAAGAAAAAGAAGACAUCUAUUAUAUUGUAAGCUAGUGUGUGCCCAAUAGAGAUUAUUUAAUUAGCAUUUAGUUUCAUGGAGAUAUCAUAAAGAUGUUAAUAGUAUUUUUUUAACUUAUUAUUUGAAUCAUAACUGACACUAUUUUUAAGUGCUUUAUUUUCAUUGCUACAAUGCUGAAUGUCCCAGAUUCCAUUAUAUGAGUGUAUAUCUAGAUAUGUACAUACCUAUGUGAAUAACAGAGGAAAAUUUGCGGUUCUGUGAGUGUAACUUAAGGUAAUGAAACAGAGAGGAAAUUUAGUGCAAGUAUCCACCUACAUUAUACUUAAACUCUAGUCCUCCAUGCCUUCUGAAUUUUUGGUACACUAGGCAUGUAGGAUCAGUCACUCUUUAUGCAUACAUGUUGCCUUUAGAAGGAAAAUAGAAGGAAUAAGCAAAUCCGGAUACUCUCUCUUUAAAUCAUAAGAAGCAUUUUGAAGUUUUCUGUAUGUUAUGUUUUAUUAUUUUAAAAAAGAUUAAUAAGUAAAUAUAAUGAUGAGCUUGAAAGUUAUAAUAUAUAUAUAGAUAUCCAUAACUCAAAAUAGGUGAUUUGAGAGAAAGACAUUUUCUUAGUUUGUUACCUUGUAAAUAAUUAUACAUUUUUGUAUAACAAACUGAGUUCAAAUUAUUAAUUCCAUCUGGCAUCCAAGCAUGUGAAUGUGUCCUUAUUUGAUUGUAUCUUAAUAGAUGUUCAGUGACGUGCUCAGGUGCUCAGCCAUGACUGACUAGCGUGUGUGCUGUCAUGCUACAGACAACGUGUACAGCAUACCCAAUGUUUAAAAAAAUUCAAAAAUACAAAAAAACACAAAAAACACACAAAAAAAGAUUAGUCCUUGGAGAAAUGUAAUGUUUCCACAGUGAAUGUUGCAUGUGUAGAUGGUGGUUUGUUAAUAUUCAUUUUGGUUUAGAUUUCUUUUAAUUUUUAUUUUAUUUCCAGAUUCUCUCAGAAAAAAAAAAUACAGAUUUAUUCUAAAAGUUGUAAAAACUGAAACAAAAGCAGUAUGAGGACUGUAUAAAAAAUGCUUGUAAAUCUGUCUCAGUUUUCACUUUAUGUAUAAAUCCAUGUCAUGGUUUUGUGAUUGUAUACAGGAUGUAUCUUGAGAACUUAUGCAAAUUGUGCUGUAUAAAGGCUGUUAUCCCAGUCUGGCAAAUAAAUAUUUAAAAUACC